GAUUGAGUGAGAUGUUGAAAACGUGUGAUCGCUUCUGGGCGGCUGUGUGACGGCCGUCCUGCGUGGCCACGCAGUUUGCCGCGUACCAGAUAAAAGUGUGUGGCAGCAAACACCAACGGAAACUUUAGUCUUUAUCAGAUUAUCGGUGGAAUAAUGGAUGUACGAACCAUCUGACUAAACAGAUAGUGGCGGGGGGAGUGCAAUUGUUAUGAACCUUGUGCAAGUCAGUAGAGCUUCCGCAGGACUGUGAUGGAGAGUACCGAGGCCUCGAGUGUCACCAUCAAGGGUGGUGACAUCAUCCAGUUUCAGAGUUUACUUAGUGAGUCUGACGUGAGCGAAGAAAUAAUAGCAGGGGGCGACGACGUUCCCAUUCCGGAGGAAACUAAGGCCGAGGAAAGUGUUGGCAGUGACGCCCCCUUAGCGGGGCAGGAGUUCAGCCAAGAGUUGCCCAGCCCGCCGCCGCCAGCGGGUCUUUACCAGGCUCCAUCCCCCCCCAACUGCGAGGUGACGCCCCAGGCUGACACCUCCAUCCUGGGGUCUGGAGACAUGCCCCAGACGAGUCCACUGGGCUUCUCACUACAUAGUAAGGUGCGAGCCCUGUACGACUUUGAUGCUCAGCCUGGGACUGGAGAACUUAGCAUCAAGGAGGGAGAGAUCCUGACUGUUGCCCGGCAGGAUGUAGGUGAAGGAUGGUGGGAAGGAACAAAUUCGCAAGGACAGGCUGGCCUUUUCCCUGCAGCCUAUGUCGAGGUACAGGAAUCAUCUGCUCCCCCACCAAGCAUGCCCCCUCCCCCUCUUCCCUCUGAGUAUGCAAACUUCAGCAACGACAACUGGGCAGAGCAAAGAACUAGUGUAGACUGGGGAAACCAAAACAACACUGCAAGCAACACAGAAACACAGAAGCGGCCAGUUUCACAGCAGAUGAGCUAUGACAAUGAUGAUUGGGAUGACGAUUGGGAUGAUGAUGACUCUGAGCCUGGUUCAAGUUACCCCAAUGGACCGGGCAACUUUGGCUUUUCAGCACCAAAUCGUUCCCACAAGCCUGCCAGUAGUGUCAGCGAUGUCAGCACUGCAGGUCGGGACGGCAGAGGGACUGUUAGGAAGAGCUUCAACCGCUUCUCAAACUUAGCGAAGAGCGGUGUUGAAGACUUCCUUGUUGGAGCUGGAAAGUCUCAAGUUGAUGAAAAAGAGAAGGUGUUUGUAGAUGACUAUGGCAAUGGUCCAGUGUGGAGACCAAACCAGCAUGAGUUCACCUGUGCCAUUUCAUCUCCAAAAAAGGAGUCCAAGUUCCAUGGCAUGAAGAGCUUUAUUGCCUAUACACUGAUGCCAUCUUUCUCAUCAACGGCUGUCUCCAGAAGAUACAAGCACUUUGACUGGAUCCAGGGCCGGCUGAGCGAGAAGUUCCCUCUCAUACCCAUACCACCGCUGCCAGAGAAGCAGAUUUCAGGUCGAUUUGAAGAAGACUUGAUAGAGUACAGAAUGACAAUGCUCCAGUCAUGGGUGGAUCGCAUAUGUCGCCAUCCUGUGCUGGCCCAGUGUGAGGUUUUCCACCACUUUGUGACUUGUCCAAACGAUGAGAAACUCUGGAAGUCUGGGAAGCGCAAAGCUGAGAGUGACAAGCUGGUGGGGGCCAAUUUCUACCAAGCCAUUGAGAGGCCUGACACUGCACUGGAGCUCAUUCAGACGGAGGCAAAGCUGGAUGGCUACAGUCGAUUCUUCUCUAACCUUGAUGAGGCCGUCAAGCUGCUCCAGAACACCUGCAUCGACCAGACCAAGAAGCACCAGACUGCCUUCAAGCGUGAAUACAACAAGAUUUCUCACUCUUUCUCUAAGCUGAGCAGAGCCUUUGACACUGACCCUUCCAACUGUGCCCCGGGGCUGACUGAGGCUAUUCAUCACGUCAGUGAGGCAUACUGUGACAUUGGUACGGUGUUUGAAGAGGAGCCCAAGCAUGACUGGGACCCAUUGUGUCACCUCCUCUUUGAAUACAAGGGCCUCAUAGAUGGCUUCCCCAGUGUCAUUUCAGCUACUAAGGGUGCCAUAGCAAAAAGAAGGCAAGUGGAGAAGGAGGCAAGUGAAGGCCGGCUGGAUGAUGACCAGGUGCCCCCGAUGGUGAGGAGGUCAGACACCAUUGCCUAUGCCCUCCAUGCUGAAGUGGCCCACUUCCACAGUGAACGACAGAGAGACUUUAAGAAGGCCAUGACAUCCUUCCUUACUGAACAAAUAAAUUUUUAUCAAAAGGUUACUGACCGACUACGAGAGAGUCUGGAAAAAUUUAAUGAUGUAUAGGUGAGUCCAAUUCUAAGCUCUCUUCCUGUUUGUUCCUGUUGUUUGUUGAAUGUUAUGGAAUGUGUGGAAGUACUCAUAGUGAUCUGUGAGGUGAUUUCACUGAAUGUAUGUAAUUUGCAAGGCCUUUCCAUUACUAUUGAUAUAUGUUUCAUUCAUAAACAUUGGGGAAACUUUUACCACUUUGCUGGAAGUCUUGUUGGAAUGCUGGUCUUGCUCAGUAUGGUGUAGCCAAGUGAAGGUUGAACAUACAAAGGUGUAUAUAACAUUUUUCAAUGAGGCUUAUGAUGAGUAAAGGUGUUAGUUUGACAUAUUGAAAUUUAACCAUGGCAGACACUAAAAAGCUGCGUUGUGUUUAGAUUUGUCUAAGUAGACAGCCUAUUCUGAAGCAGCAGCUGUCUCCUGACCCUCUCAUGCUGUACCUCAAAUACUAUGCAAGGAAAUAUUUCCCAACACAUGCACUGUUUCAAGGGAUUAUGGCAUGGGCAUAAUAAUUGCCAAUAGGUGUCACCAUUUCUCUUUUUUAAAUUUUGUUCUUAUGCACUCAUUUUUCUGAUAAGGGGGUGUACAUCUGCACACUUCCUGGGUGUUCAGCAUUUUGAAAAUUGUGUGAGGAUAGUGUGUUUGGUGGACAUGUACUCAGAAUGAGAGAAGUUAAGAGUCAAGGCGAGUGAGAUUUGUGUUCAGAUUUGCAUAUGGUCAGGUAACCCUUGUCAAUUGCCAUCUUAAGCCUGGCCACCACUUUGAUGUUCUCCUCGUGCUGGAAGAAUAUACACACCUUCCUACGCAGGUGGUUAAGGCAGCAGCGGGCAGAGUAGGAGCGUAAGGACAGGCCCCCCUUGGUGGGCGCUGAGGAGAUGCCCUUUCUCUUGAUGACCUCGGAUCAUAGUCUCCCAAAGUUGAAUUCCUUGACCUUGGAAGCUACAUCUUCAUCCUCUGUCAGGGUCAGGAUAAAGUUGAGUCACUUGGUGAAGCCAGUGAUGUGCUUCUCCAUCCAUUGGUCAUCAUAGAGCAUGUUCUUAGUAGCAAAUGGAUUCCGGUGAUGGGCAAUACUCAUCUUGGUGGCCUUGAUGAGGGUGAGGUGGGCAAGGGGAUGAGUGGAGGAGGCUAACUGUGAGAGAGCUUGGGUGAUGGUGCUCCUAUGCAUAUAUAUAUAUA
Messenger RNA from Eriocheir sinensis (Chinese mitten crab), 3444 nucleotides. It is a transcript of the gene SH3PX1, whose product is annotated as sorting nexin lst-4-like. Gene Ontology annotation, molecular function: protein binding; phosphatidylinositol binding. Lineage: Eukaryota; Metazoa; Arthropoda; Malacostraca; Decapoda; Varunidae. Gene Ontology annotation, biological process: endocytosis; endosomal transport; mitotic cell cycle. The record is from RefSeq and is a predicted model, not a curated record. The coding region runs from base 250 to 2289 and encodes 679 amino acids. Gene Ontology annotation, cellular component: plasma membrane; cytoplasmic vesicle. The transcript is spliced from 12 exons.